UGACAAACAGGCAAUAUUCUAUUUUGAUUAAAAUGAGGGGGCGUUCCUUUGAUAUCAAUCGACUCCGCCUGCAAAAGCACGAAUACCUUACUUCAUCCUGCUACUGUUCAGUCGACCACCACAACUGUUACCAACCGCACCACAAAAAAACAACAGUUUCCGGGGUGUUUUGUUCUCUCGACGUGACCGAGUUCGCAAUUAGCGCUGCAUAUAAAACGCUAAUCGACAUUGAGAAAAAUCGACCUAUUUAUAAGUAGCUUGAGUUUCCAAUUCAUGCCUUUAACUAGUUCGGCGUAUAAUAAUGAAAUUGAAGUGGGCUAAUAAGCACUUAAACUUUUAAGUGCGUGUACUAAAAUACGAAGUAGAUCCAUUAUUGAUUAUACGUGCAAAUCCCCAUUUAUUCAAUUUACGAUUAUGAGCAAGGAUUUAUUAUUCAAUAGGUAUGUACCCAUAUAAUACAACGCAUCAUGGACGAUUUUAAAGUUUAAUAAUGGCCAAAUCGAUUAAAUCAGAGCCCGGUUACAAAACAAAAAUAUCGUUCAGCGUCGAAUCACUUUUAUCAUCGAAAAAAUACACGGACAACCUCGACGAAAUUAAUAGCGAGGAGGAUGAGGAUCACAUCGACGUAGACGAUCAUUCGGAAGAUGAAGGGAAAAUUGAAGAAGAGGACGAAAUAAAAGUAACCGAUAAUGAUGGGGAUGAGCUCGAGAGUAGGGAAAGUGGAAGUCCUGUAUCACAUUCGGUCAUCAUACCGCAACCGAUCCAUCCUUCCAUUCCCCACGUGUUACCUACGACGGGACCGCAGCAAUGGCCGUUCGCCUGGACGGGACUUGGACCCUUAUUCCGCGCGCCUUCACCCCACGCCAGCAUAUCAAACGCGAAUGCAAAUCCGGGAGGGCCUCCGGUUGUAAGAUGUGCGCUCCGGAAACACAAACCGAAUCGGAAACCACGCACUCCAUUUACAACGCAACAACUUAUGGCUCUAGAGAAGAAGUUUAGGGACAAGCAGUAUCUCAGCAUAGCUGAAAGGGCCGAAUUUUCCAGCUCGUUGCGACUCACCGAGACGCAGGUGAAAAUAUGGUUCCAAAAUCGUCGCGCCAAAGCGAAACGUCUACAGGAAGCGGAAUUGGAAAAACUUCGGCUGGCGGCUCGACCGUUACUGCCACCGACGUUCGGCAUAUUCCACGGAAACCCAAAUCACGGCAUGUCGCCAUUUUUAGCGGCAAUGGUCCAGCGACCGCCGCACUUUUUAAGCUUUCCCGCAUCCUUAGAGUCCAUGAUGCCUACGAUACCUCAAUCUAUACCUUAAGGUUCCUUUUGUAAAUGCCCGUAUAUGUAUUUAAUGUAAAAUAAUAUUGUAUAAAUGAUGAAUGAAUUAUAAAGUUGUAUACUGCUGUAGCGCAAGAAAACUAAGACUGAUGUAUAUAAUAGUAAUUGAAUAUAAAUAAAUUGUAUAAUUGUGUAUAAACAUUUAAAGGAAUAAAUGAAAGUCAGAACCUUUCAUAUUACACUA
This is a messenger RNA of Photinus pyralis (common eastern firefly), 1513 nucleotides long. RefSeq names its product muscle segmentation homeobox-like (gene Msh). The record is from RefSeq and is a predicted model, not a curated record. The transcript is spliced from 2 exons. Gene Ontology annotation, biological process: regulation of transcription by RNA polymerase II; embryonic morphogenesis. NCBI's taxonomy places the organism in Eukaryota, Metazoa, Arthropoda, Insecta, Coleoptera, Lampyridae. Gene Ontology annotation, cellular component: nucleus. Gene Ontology annotation, molecular function: RNA polymerase II transcription regulatory region sequence-specific DNA binding; DNA-binding transcription factor activity, RNA polymerase II-specific. The coding region runs from base 491 to 1309 and encodes 272 amino acids.